Magnusiomyces paraingens is the source of this 4755-nucleotide messenger RNA. RefSeq lists its product as uncharacterized. Gene Ontology annotation, biological process: endosomal transport; endocytosis. The transcript is spliced from 3 exons. Bases 1 to 4755 code for a protein of 1584 amino acids. Gene Ontology annotation, cellular component: plasma membrane; cytoplasm. The record is from RefSeq and is a predicted model, not a curated record. Gene Ontology annotation, molecular function: calcium ion binding; actin binding. Lineage: Eukaryota; Fungi; Ascomycota; Dipodascomycetes; Dipodascales; Dipodascaceae.
AUGUAUAAUUACCCAGGUCAAGGCUACCCGUUGCAGCAGCAGCAAACUGGCUCUGCAAAUAACUACUACCAGCAGCAGCAACAGCAGCAGCAACAGCAGCAGCAACAACAGUCUUACCAAUCUGGCAUCCUUCCUCAAGCUACUGGAUACGUCCAACCUCAAGCAACUGGCUAUAUCCAACCCCAGGCCACAGGUUAUAUCCAACCACAAGCUACAGGAUAUGUUCAAUCCUAUGGCACUACUGUGGCCGCUACUCCUGCAGUUCCUCCGCUCCCCCAGAUUACCACCCAGUCUUUCCAAUUGACAGGCACUCCUGCCGUUGCUUCCUCUUCUUCUUCUUCUUCAACCCAGGCAUCUAACACUUCUUUCAAGAUCCCAAAUGUCAGACUUUCCUUCAUCACUGCUGAAGACCAAAGAAAUUUUGAAACUCUCUUCCGCUCAAAGAUUGGGCCUGGAGAACAAGCUCUUCCUGGCUCUGUUGCAAGAGACAUUUUGAUGCUUUCUAACUUGCCUGCUGAAAAACUAAGCAAUAUUUGGAUCCUUUCUGAUACCACAAAGUCCGGUCAAUUACUCUUUCCAGAGUUUGCUCUUGCAAUGUACCUCUGCUCAUUGGCCCUCAAGGGUAACCCUCUCCCUACAAAGCUCCCCGAUCACAUCAAAAACGAAGUCUCAAGCUUGGUCGACAUUAUUGCCUUUAGUACCCCUGAUGCUAAACCACCUCCUGCUCCAAGCAAUGUCCCCCAGUUUGGCUCUACCAUCACCCAGACCCAGCCCCUGCCCCAACAGCCAACUUCAAACUUGAACACCCUCAUGUCUCUUCAACAGGCCAUGCCAACCGGCCUCCAAGCCCAGCCAACUGGCGGCUUCAUGGCCCCCCAGGCAACAGGAUACACCUCGGCUCUCCAGGCUCAAACUACCGGCUAUGCUCCUGCCCUUACCGCACAAACAACCGGUUACACGCCUGCUCUCACAGCCCAAACAACUGGCUACUCAUCUGCCCUUACAGCCCAAACAACUGGCUACGCCCCUGCCCUUCAGGCACAAACUACCGGUUAUGCUCUUCAACCUCAAACUACUGGCUACACUCCUGCCCUUCAAGCCCAAACUACAGGCUAUACUCCUGCUCUACAGGCUCAAACUACAGGCUACACUCCUGCUCUCCAGGCUCAAACAACCGGUUAUUCCGCUCUUCAAGCUCAGGCUACUGGAUACCAGGUUGCUCCCUUGACUGCCAUGCCCACUGGUAGACCUGGCGAGUGGGGGUUCAUCAACACCCCCACUGGUGGCUUGCCUGGAAUGGAUGCCUUCCGCUCCAGAUUCAUGCCCCAACAGGGCGUCCAAAACUUUACUUCGUCUGAGCUCCAGGGCAAUGCCAAGGUCGAGUGGGCAAUUACCAAGGAAGAAAAGCGCAUUUACGAUGGUAUUUUCUCUGAAUGGGACAAGGAACGUAAAGGCUUCAUUACUGGUGAAAUGGGAAUUUCAAUCUUUAGCCAAAGUGGUCUAAACAGAGGCGAUCUCGAGGCCAUUUGGACCCUUUCGGAUCCUGGCAACAAGGGCAAACUUGACCGCGAUGAGUUUGCAGUGGCCAUGCACUUGAUUUACCGUCAUCUCAAUGGCUACCCCAUUCCUGCAAGACUCCCACCUGAGUUGAUUCCUCCUUCCUCGCAAAACUUUUCUGAUUCCGUUGACACCAUCAAGUCUUACCUUAAGCAGUCCUCUAAGCCAAACUCUGUGAGUUAUCUCAAGAGCCACUCCCUCAAGUCUUCGGCCCCGGCUUUCAAAAAGGAUGCCACUGUAUUUAAAAACAAUGACGAUGACUUUGGCUACGUAUCAAAGUCUCGUCACCGUUCCAAGCGCGAUGGCACUAACGAGGACUCUGAAAAACAUCUUUCUUCUGAAAAACUUUCCAUUGCUCAGCUUCGUAAGCUUGUUCAUGAAAAGCAAAUUAUUUUGGAUGCCAUUGAUGCAAAGGAUGAGGAGGAAUUCGAUGCAGUCCAGGAUAUUCAAACGCGCGAUUUGAAGGUCAUUGAGGAGCUCAAGCACCGCAUUACUAAUAUUCAAAAGGAAAUCAACAACAACCCUGAUGCUCCUCUUCUUUCCGGUGACCCCCACGAGAGAAAGAAGGAGCUUUUGAGACAACUCAACAAGAAUGCCGAUGCUCUCCCUCAAAUCACAAAUGACGUGCGCAAGGUUGAAGAUGAAAUCGUUCGUCUUAAGCUUGAGCUCUUUAGACUCAAGGCUGAAAAGGAGCACCCGGGCUCCACCAUCAUUGGUACCGGCCCUAACGGUACCAUCACAGAAGCUGACCGCCGUAAGGCUCGUAACCGUGCCAUUAUGAAGGCCCGUCUGGCCGCCGUCACAGGCAAUGCAGCUGAUGCUGAGGGUGGCAACAAUUUCGAGGAGUUUGAAACCAAAUUUUUCCAGGAAAGCGAAAACAUUCGCAAGGAACGCGAAUCUAAUGAGAAGCUGUUUAGAGAUAUUGAGGACAGCACUGCCCAGAUUAAAAGAGACCUCGAGCUUUCUUUGCGCGAAACUAGAGAUGACAUCCACACUGACCGUGAGCGUCUUCGUUGGGAAGAGGCUAUUGGUGUGGAGGAUGAAGUUAAGGAUUUCAUUUACUCUUUGAGACGGUCUGCUAAUAAAACAGCAGCACCCUCAUCUUCCUUUGGAUCCUCUUUUGAGUCUUCAACUCCUGUUUCUUCAAGCUCGUUUUCUCCUUCAUCUUCUACCACCUCUCUCCCCGCUGGCUCAUCUUCUUCGCCAGCAAAUAACGCAAAGAGAUCUGCUUCGGAGCGUGCGGCAUAUAUCAAGGCCGAGGCUGAGCGUCGCAUGAAUGAAAAACUUGCUGCUUUAGGUAUCAGCAGACCAAACAAGGCCGCCUCUGCUUUCCAGGCCCCAACCACAUCUUCCCCUUCGCCUUCUCCAUCGCCUGCUCCUGUUGUGGCUCCAGCUGCUGCUCCAGCUCCUGAGAAGAAGGCUCCUCCACCACCCCCUCCUCAUACCAAGCCUGCAGCACCAGCAGCUUCUGCCUUUACACCUGCCCCAGCUCCACCUGCGGCCCCAACUCCUAGAUCAUUUGCCCCUACCCCUACCCCUGCCGCUCCUGCUCCUGCUCCUGCUGCCGCUGUAGACGAAUAUUCUUCUAGCGAUGAUGAUUUUGAUGACGAAGAGUUUAAGGAACUCCAGAGACUCAAGAAGCAGGAAGAGGAAAGACUGCGAAAGCUUGAAGAAGAGAAGAAGGCCCGCGAUGCCAAGAAGGCUGCAAAGGCUAACAAGAAGGCAGAGAGACUUGCCAGCCUCAAGGCCGAAAUGGAGGCCAUGAAGGAGCGCGAACGUAAACUCAUGGCUGACGCCUCGGACUCGGAUGAAGAAAAACCAGCAGCAGCAGCAGCAGCAGCAGCAGCUCGUGCUGCUCCUAUCGCUGUUGCCCACCCGGCCGCUGCUACAUUGUCUCCAAGCACCAUUGUUUCUACGGCCACUUCGACAACAACCCCGGAUACUUCUUCCUCUUCCUUGUCUGAGCAGACUGGCUCUGACCUUCACACCAGCAACCCAUUCUAUAGAAAUACCGCAGCACCUGCUGCUACUGCUACUACUGCUGCUGUUACGCCUGUGGCUUCUCACCAUGACAAUAAUCCUUUCUUCAAGCCCCAACAGCAACAACCCAACGCUCCCGAGCCUGUCCCUGCUGCACCUGUCGCUGCACCUGUCGCUGCUCCUACCGCUCCCGCUGCUCCUGCCGCUCCUCCUUUUAACCCUCGCUCCACCACCCCCAAGGCCCCUGAGCCAGGCAUUGACAAGGACAUUGCGGCCAGCCAACGUGCCAACCAACGCGGCCAGAGCGCUUAUGAUGAUGGCUGGGGCGCCGAAUCGUCUUCGGAGAGCUCCGAUGAUGAAGAUAGCUCUUCUGCCCGUGCUGGCCCGGACCCUUCUAAACUUGCAUCAAUGCUUUUCCGCAGCAUGGCUCCUCAGAGACCUCUUGGUGCUCAGCCUACUGGCCAGCAGUCUACCCCCACACCUCCUGCUCCUGCUCCUGUGGUCCCCGCCGUCCCUGAAGUUCCCGCCACUCCUGUGGUUCCUGUGGUGCCUACCGCUCCUGCCGCUCCUGUGGCGCCUGCUUUCCCUGAGGUUCCCGCAGUUCCUCAAGCUCCUGUUGCCCCCGUGGUCCCGGUUGCCCCCGUAGCUCCAGCUGCUCCUGAAAUCCCAGCAGUCAUUUCUGCUCCAACACAGAUUCCUCCUGCUCCUCCUGUGCAACCGUUCCCCACACAACCUGCCGCUGCUGCUCCCGUGCCCACAUUCUCGGAUUCCACUUAUGCUACCCCAGAGAGUUCUAAUACUCCAGAAUUUGAAGCCACACAGCCAGGUUUUGCGGCCCCUCCUCCUCCCACAAAUGCGGCCCCACCACCACCACCACCACCACCCCCCGCUGCAAUUCCGCCACCACCUCCAGUUGUAGCAGAAACCCAGCCCCAGUUCUCAGCUCCAGCUCCUCCACCACUCCCUGAAGCUGCCGCUCCACCACCACCUCCCCCCCCAAGCGGCAUCUUGCCACCACCACCUCCCCCAACCGACGUUGUUGCUGCUGCUGGUGGACCUCCUCCUCCUCCUCCACCUGCACCACCACCACCUCCUCCAGGUGCCCUGCUUGGUGAUAGCAGUGAUAAACCUUCAAUGCCUGAUUUUGCGGGAAGCGGGCUGCUGGAGGCCAUUCAGCGCGGCACCACGUUGCGCAAGGUCGCCAAUCAUCCCCAGUAA